AUGCAAGAAAUAUGCAACACCGCCGCUCUGCCACUCGACAGUAACCCCUUGAUGCGUAAGAUAAAAUGCGAAGAGAUUCCAAUCAGAGGCAAACAGGCAACCAGAGUUGGGAUGGGGGUACGUGAUGAAAUGGAAGAGGAGUUUGCGGUCAAAACGCGGAACACACCACCGAUGGGACCCGCGCCCGGACCGGAACACGCCCGGAUGGAACACGGCGGGAACGGGUUCUGGCUCGCAGCAGUAACUGCAGCCGGAGCUCCUCAUCCAAUGCUUGAAACUUGCACUGAAACCGGCUUUAUUAACAGCCAACCAUCGAUGGCGGAGUUUAUGACGGCUCUCCCCCAAUUAGGAGGAGGCGAACUGAGUCCACAGCAUACGCCGCCCGGUUACGGUCCUGACCUACCUUCCCCUGGCGGUGGUCUUAACGUUCCCGAGUAUCCCUGGAUGAAGGAGAAAAAAACGACAAGAAAGAGCAGCCAACAAGGUAAGCGCCGAGUAUUUUAA
This is a messenger RNA of Parnassius apollo (apollo), 504 nucleotides long. NCBI's taxonomy places the organism in Eukaryota, Metazoa, Arthropoda, Insecta, Lepidoptera, Papilionidae. The record is from the annotation of a GenBank genome assembly.